Messenger RNA from Corylus avellana, 2660 nucleotides. RefSeq names its product putative hexosyltransferase MUCI70. Lineage: Eukaryota; Viridiplantae; Streptophyta; Magnoliopsida; Fagales; Betulaceae. The record is from RefSeq and is a predicted model, not a curated record.
UCGCAAAAAUAAAAAUACAAUAGUCUUUGAUCCCAGAUUUGUUCACAACUCCUCGAUUUUCACAAAAACAUUAGAUUCCUGCUAAAUAGUAAAUACCCUACAAGCCAAUCAGAAACCCUAGAUUCAUCACCUCCAAAUCUGAACUAUUCUUUUUUUCUUUCAACUAAAAUGCCACAACACAUUUUACUGUGAUUGCCACUUGUUUAUUCAGAAGCAAAAGAUUUGAUUUGAUUUAGUUUUGCUUUGCUGGUUGCCAACUUGUUUUUGGUUUCAAGAAAUAAAAAUCCAAACUUCUUGUAGUACAAUUGUUACUGCAUUUGGUUAAGGAGAGCCCUGUUUGAGAAAUUCAGAGGUGCCCUUUGAGUCUGGAGCUGAUUUGGUGAAGUGGGUGUACAUUGUUAGGGUGUGUUGAUAGUGGGGCAAGAGAAAUUUGAAGACUUUUUUUUGGGUGUGCGUAGAAGGGUGUAAAUGGGAGGGAGAUGAGAGAGGGGCACAUGAGAGUUUUGGGGAACAAUGAAUGGAGGGUCAUUGGGGAUGCGUACGGGGAGUUAUGGGUCUUUAGAUAAACAGCUACAACAGAACAACACCGCCACCAACAACAAUAACAGCAACAACAACAACUACAACGGAGUGUCGCCAAUUCCAACUGUAAGGAAACCUUCGAAGAUGCAGAAGGAGAAGGAGAGGUUGUUCCAUUGGAUCUGCAAGUUUGCUGGCCGCAAAAGGGUCGGAAUGUUGCUUCUAUGUGUCAUCUCCGCCGUGGUUUUCGUCUGGGUUUUAUAUGUGGGAAAAGGUGAAGAUGGACAAGAAAGUGAGACUGUCCAAACUAUUGGUGUAAACGAGAGCAUACCUUUGAACAACCCUGUGGAAAGGGACGCUCUUUCUUCGCCGAAUCUAGUGGGAGUGGUUCAAGAUUUGACCUUGCCUCCUCCUCCUCCUGCUGUUUUUCUGGGCUACACGCUUCCUCCAGGGCAUCCAUGUAAUGUUUUUACUCUGCCUCCCCCACCAGCGGAUAGAAAAAGAACUGGACCAAGGCCUUGUCCAGUAUGUUACCUUCCUGUGGAAGAAGCCAUUGCCUUAAUGCCAAAGGUCCCCUCUGAUUCCCCAGUUCUUAAAAACUUAACGUAUAUUUAUGAGGAAAAUUUAUCUAGAGAUGGAGAAUUUGGAGGUUCGGACUUUGGUGGAUACCCCACUUUGAAGCAGAGGAGUGAUUCUUAUGAUAUAAGAGAGUCAAUGAGUGUGCACUGCGGAUUUGUCAGAGGAAUUAAACCUGGCCGCAACACAGGCUAUGACAUGGAUGACGAUGAUCUCCUUGACAUGGAGCAGUGUAACGGUGUGGUUGUUGCAUCAGCAAUAUUUGGAAAUUUUGAUGAGAUAAACCAGCCAAGAAAUAUCAGUGAUCAUUCCAAGGCCACUGUUUGCUUCUACAUGUUUAUAGAUGAAGAAACAGAAACAGCUAUGAAGAGUGCUGGCACUCUGGGCAGCAGCAAGAAAGUUGGUUUGUGGAGAGUAGUUGUUGUUCGUAACAUUCCUUAUGUAGAUGCAAGACGCACAGGAAAGAUUCCGAAGCUUCUAGUGCAUCGGAUGUUUCCAAAUGCUCGCUUUUCUCUUUGGAUUGAUGGAAAACUUGAACUUGUUGUGGAUCCAUAUCAAAUACUUGAAAGGUUCUUGUGGAGGAAAAAUGCAACUUUUGCCAUCUCUAGACAUUAUAAACGCUUUGAUGUAUUUACUGAAGCUGAGGCAAACAAAGCUGCUAAGAAAUAUGAUAAUGCCUCUAUCGACUUCCAGAUUAACUUUUAUAAAAGUGAGGGUUUGACCCCGUAUUCAGAGGCUAAACUUCCCAUCACAAGUGAUGUUCCUGAAGGAUGCGUGAUCAUAAGGGAGCACGUUCCUAUCAGCAACCUCUUUACUUGUCUUUGGUACAAUGAAGUGGACCGUUUUACUUCCAGGGACCAAAUUAGUUUCUCCACUGUAAGGGACAAGAUUACGGCAAAGACGAAUUGGAGUAUCAAUAUGUUCUUGGAUUGCGAAAGACGCAAUUUCGUAGUCCAGAAAUACCAUAAAGAGGUAUUGGAUCGUAUUGCUCCUCAUGAGCCUGCUGCCGUUCAACCACCACCUCUACCACCAUCACCACCAGCAGCAGUUCUGUUUGAUAAUCCACCAAUUAAAUCGACACUUGAAACUCCACCGGAAAGGAUUGUAAGUAUUCCAGUUAGAAAGAUUCUACCAAGGCGUGCAAGAGGAAGGUACAGUUAUAGGCGUCACCGCAAAGUUGCCGCAGGCAACCUUAAUUCCUAUUGAAGUUUUGCUUAAGCUAGAUACACCAUUCUUUUUCCUUCCCCCUUUGAAAAUCAUUCAGUGCGGGGGCUGGAGGGUUUGUGCAAGAUGGUUGUUGUACUUCUGCUUCCAAAGAGGGUAUUGUCUUCUCAUUUUUUGUUUUCUGCUUUUGGAAUUGUCAAUUUUUAUUCAUUUUUUGUUGUAUAUAUAUAUAUAAUAUAAAUUAUUACCAAUAAUUAUAGUGUGGGUUGCUGCCAAAGUCCUAUAUGUGGUGACCCAUUUUGUGGUUCCAUUAUCAUGGCAAUUGUAUUGGAACUCAAUUAUGUAAUAGUUAUCUUUAUUUCUCUUUUGAAAAGCAAUAAAGUUGAUAGAAAGUUACUGAA